AUGAAGCUCAACGUCUCCUACCCGGCCAAUGGGUCGCAGAAGAUCAUCGAGGUCGAUGACGAGCGCAAGCUCCGUCCCUUCAUGGAGAAGCGCAUGGGAACCGAAAUUCCCGGCGACUCUCUCGGUGACGAAUUCAAGGGUUACGUCUUCAAGAUCACCGGUGGUAACGACAAGCAAGGUUUCCCCAUGAAGCAGGGUGUUCUCCUUCCCACUCGUACCCGCCUGCUCCUUAGCGAUGGCCACAGCUGCUACCGCCCCCGCCGCACUGGUGAGCGCAAGCGCAAGUCCGUCCGUGGUGCCAUCACCAACUUCGACCUUGCCGUCCUGGCCCUCUCCAUCGUCAAGCAGGGUGAGGGUGAGCUUCCCGGUCUGACCGACUCCGUCGUCCCCAAGCGUCUCGGUCCCAAGCGUGCCACCAAGAUCCGCCGCUUCUUCGGCCUCGACAAGAAGGACGACGUCCGCAAGUUCGUCAUCCGCCGUACCGUCACCAAGGAGGGCAAACCCGAAUACACCAAGGCCCCCAAGAUCCAGCGUCUGGUCACUCCCCAGCGUCUCCAGCACAAGCGCCACCGCAUGGCCCUUAAGCGCCGUCGCGCGGAGGCUUCUCGCGAGGCUGCUAACGAGUACUCCAAGCUCCUCGCUGGCCGUGUCCACGAGGAGAAGGCCAAGCGUGACGAGAUCCGCAAGCGCCGGGCGUCUUCGAUGAGGAAGUAA
Aspergillus chevalieri is the source of this 714-nucleotide messenger RNA. It is a transcript of the gene RPS6, whose product is annotated as 40S ribosomal protein eS6. Gene Ontology annotation, cellular component: ribosome. The coding region runs from base 1 to 714 and encodes 237 amino acids. The record is from RefSeq and is a predicted model, not a curated record. Gene Ontology annotation, biological process: translation. NCBI's taxonomy places the organism in Eukaryota, Fungi, Ascomycota, Eurotiomycetes, Eurotiales, Aspergillaceae. Gene Ontology annotation, molecular function: structural constituent of ribosome. The transcript is spliced from 6 exons.